Molecule: messenger RNA, 2119 nt
Organism: Rhodamnia argentea
Lineage: Eukaryota; Viridiplantae; Streptophyta; Magnoliopsida; Myrtales; Myrtaceae
Product: alkaline phosphatase D
Exons: 9
Coding region: 347-1738 (463 amino acids)
Source: RefSeq, a predicted model, not a curated record
GCGGUUGCCACCUGUACGGCUGCUAUUGAAUGCAUUGUUUCCAGUGUCCAAUCAGAGAGCUGGUCUUGCCCAGCUCUGUCAGCGCCACGUAGCAUUAACCCCUGGAUCGCCAUCGCCCCCCCUCCUUUCCCAUUUUUCGGUAAAGAGUAAAAGAGCAUCUCGGUGGAGGUGUCUAUGAUUCGCAUCUUUCUGCUUUUCGUGGCCCCUACCUUUCUCGCGAUCGCACUUUGCAUUUCCGUUUCCCAUGGUACUUCGAUCGUCGCGGAGUGUCGCCUCGUGCUCUCAAGUCUUGCUGGAACUGGGGAGGGAUUGACCUUGACUGGAUCGCGUUUGCUUUGACGAGCCGAUGAGCAACCGGUGGUGGACGCGUUGGGCUUGGGGAUGGGCGGUGGUCGGAUCGCUGAUUUCGCUCGGCGCUUCCGUUGCUGAAGCCGGAGAGGAGAGAGUGGUCACUCGAAUCGCCUUCGGAUCGUGCGCGAACCAAAGCGCGCCUCAGGAAUUUCAUGUUUUGCAGCCUAUCUGGGACGCAAUCAUCAAGUUUGAUCCUCAGGUAUUCAUUUGGCUGGGUGACAAUAUAUAUGGAGACAUAAGGCGUCCUUUACGACUGUUCGGCAAAGAAAGGACGGUAGGACCGUGGAAGAAUGUCCCGAGAUUUGUUCCUUCAUCUGAGCAGGAGAUGGAGUCCAGAUACGAGAGAGCUAAGACUAAUCCCGGUUAUUCUCGUCUUCGACAGAAUGCUAAGGUAAUUGGCACUUGGGAUGACCAUGAUUAUGGACUGAAUGACGCAGGAAAGGAAUUUGGUGGAAAAAUCACCAACCAAAGGCUUCUCCUCGAUUUCUUAGAUGAACGUAAGGAUAGUCCCAGGCGUAAGCAAGCAGGCGUUUAUGCAUCGUACACAUUUGGUCCUGUGGGUAAGCAAGUAAAGGUCAUUCUCCUAGAUACAAGGUAUCAUCGAGAUCCUUUGUUUAGCGAUGGAAGCAUCUUGGGGUUGGAACAGUGGACAUGGUUAGAGAAAGAGUUGAUGGGGCCGGCAACAGAGUUAACUAUAAUUGGAUCUUCCAUUCAGGUCAUAUCGAAUCUAUCGGCUGCAACUGGCCCCAUGUUUUAUCUGGAGGCGUGGGGACGUUUUCCAAAGGAGAGAGACCGGCUAUUUAAAUUAAUUGCGGAGAGUAAGAGAGAUGGUGUGUUCUUCAUAAGUGGAGAUGUUCAUUUUGGAGAAAUUGCGAGAUAUGACUGUGGGGUUGGUUAUCCAUUGUUUGACAUUACUUCUAGUGGGCUUACGCAAGCUGUGGAGAAGGCUGUCCCACCUCCAUUAAAUAUCGCUGUGAGAUUUAUGGCAUGGUUGACGCCAAGUACCAUGAGGGUGAUGAGCCAUAACUGCAGAUUCAGGUCCUGCACUUUUGGUCAACCCAAUUUUGGGGCAAUUGAGGUACAUUGGGGCGAAAACCCAGUGAAAUUGACAGUUCAAGUGAGAGAUAUACAUGGACACCCUGUAACAGGUGUCAAUGUUCCGUUGUCCGAGCUGAGAGCAUAUAACGGGAAACCUGUGGCUGCCGACACCGCUGGAGGUUAUAAAAGGCAUUGUUCUCUGGAAGUUACCUUACCAUGGAUUAUCAGAUAUCGCAUGCUGAUUUUUCUUUAUUGCGCCAUAGCUGUAUCUUUUCUUGCUUUUCUUGGAAUUGCCUAUGAAGUUGGAUCACUCUGCUGGAAGUGUCUCCAGAAGCACAAGCUUGAUUGAUGGUUACCAGGGCCAUCUUCUAUAAAGUGCUAGGGCUUCUACAGCUGUUAAGCCUAGUUUAUAGCUUUCUAGUAGCAUCAUCUACAGUUACAGAUGCCGCCAUUUCUUCUGACGGACAGCCGGAGUAACAACAUUUGUCAUCUUCGAUACUAUUUGACAAUUCUUAAUGUGUGGUGUUGAAGAUGAGCCCCAUGCAAGUCUCAGGCUGCGGGCUUGGACAUUAAUAGCACUACCUAGUUUUAGUUUCCAGGUUAUAAAAUUCAAGCUAACAUACUUGUUUUGCGUCAUGUGACGCAUAGAACAAUGUGAAACGAGAAGGUUUUUGACUGGAGUGAACGUCACUCUUGGUUUUUGAAUAUUAUUCUGCUAAUUUUCAAGUAA